ACUGGGUGUUUUGGGGAGCAUCGGCAGGGUCUGGGGAUCAUCCUGCCUGGAGGGGAGGCCCACCCCCUCCUGCUGCUGCCAAGGGUUCAGUGAGGAGCACAGGGAAGUUGAAACCCCUCCAGCUUCACCUGGGGGAGUGCAGAUGAGUUUGUGUGUUAAUUGGAGGCAGCUGGAAUGGAGCCACAGCCCCCACCUGGGAAACCAGAUAAAAGCCAGGGCUUGGGACAGCCUGGUGCUUUCUUCUCCUGGGGUGCUGCCAGGUGAGGGGUGUUGGUGGCCCUGGCUGUCCUUGGGGAGGUGUCUGGGGCCAAGGUGUAUGUUUGGGGCAGGGAAGGAGAUAAUAUUAGUCUGAGCCCAGGGCUGGUUACAACCCUGUGCUGCCCUGGGAGUUUCCCAGGAGGUGCUGAUGUUUGACACUGGCUUUCCUGAGCUGGGAGGCUGCUGGGGAGAAGGAAAGUGUUUUAAUAGGAACUCUGGGGAUGGGAAGCCUGGGAAUGGGGCAGGCACUGGGAUGUGGGGGCUGCAGAGACCCACCCUAACUCUCCUGCUGUCCCUCUCCACAGCGGAGCUCUCCCCGCGGCCUCUCCCAAGAUGAGCCGAGGGGUUGGACCGCCAAGCCCCGCGGACGCUGCUGCCCCGCGGGCGGGAACGCUGCUCGGUGCUGAGAGGGACGGGGCUGCGGGCACAGCCCCGGGCCCUGCUGUCCCUGCCAGCAGGCGGUGGUGCAGAGCCCUCCUGCUGCUGGCCGCCUGUGUCUGUGCCACCGCUGUCCCCUACAGCCUGGCUGCUCUGGCUGCUGUCACCCGGGCUCCCCCGGACUCGUCAGCCUCCCAGCGAGGGGGGGGUGACACUCCGGUGACAUCAUGUGGAGGCCUCCUCACCUCGGGCUGCUUCCCAGGGCUCCAAAGAGUUGUGACCGCUGGGACAGGUGUUGGGGGACAGAGCCUGGGGACCCAGACUGGGGCCACACAGACGCCUCUGACCUCCCUGCAGUGGCAGCCUGGAUCUGGGGAUGGGCUCAGGCUGGGCACAGCAAUGGCUGUGACACUGUCCCCCGCACAGUGGCCUGCCAAAGGGGUGCCUGCUCCCUCAGCUCUGCUCUUGCAGACUGAGGGUGUCCCCAGUCCUGGCUCCUGGCAUCACCUUGCUCAGGGAGGCCUCCAGAGAGCAGGGCCAGGCUCUCAUGGUGCCACACAGCUGCCAGCAGUGACUCCAGCUGGUGGCCUGGGGCAGCUAGAGGGCACAGCAGAGCCCCAGACCCCACAGAAGGAGUCUAAGGCCACCUCCAGAGCCUGGAGUGAGCCAGCUGCUGGGGUCCCUGUCACCUCCCAGGUAUGGCUGCACCCUCCCUCCCUGCUCACAGCUGCUUCUGGCCCCUCUGCAGGGGCUGCAGUGAUGAGGGUGGCACCCAACCAGCCGGUGCCACCCCAAGGGGCAGCUGCGGGGUCUCAGGUCCCACCCAAUGUCCCCACAUGGGCACUGAUGGAUGCACGCUCCUGGAGCCCCAGCACGGCAGAGCGGGUGGUGGCCUCUGCUCUGCCCACCCAAGGGACCCCCAGCCCGGCCAAGCUGCGCCCUGGCACGGUGUGGGUGCCCCCUGCCCUGACACCCGAGGGGCUCUGGGGCUCUGCUGGCACUGCCCUGCCUGGGAAAGCUGCUCCAUUGGUGGACGCUGCACUGGCCCAGGAUGCAGGAAAUGGGUCUGGACUCCUGGAUGCAGCCCUGGCAUCACCUCCUAGCACUGCAACUGCUCCUGGUGCUCAGCACAUGCUGGUUUCCUCCCACGCCACGGCAGAGCCUGGGGCUCCUGCUGUCACCUCGGGGACACAGAGUGAGUGGCCUUCUCCCCCUGCACAGCCAAUGUCCACUGGAGCCUCUCCAGCUCAGACCCCUGCAGGUCCCACCGUGACUGGGAUGAGCUCCACAGCCACCGGUGUCAUCCCAGAGCUUGGACAGAUGUCUGUGGUGGAAGAAUCCAGGCACAGCAAGGCCAGGACAGCAUCAGUGGAACCUGCUUCCACUCCAGCAGGAUCUCCAGGGCCUGCCUCUGCCAGCCCAGGCUCUGUGCUUGCCCCCUGCUCCACAAACCCAGCUCUGGAGCAUGGCUCUGAGCCUGGGCACCACACUGCCACCACCAGCAGCGUGACAUCUCCAGCCUGCCUGCCGACUUCUCCUGGAGCUGGGCAUGCAGCCAACUCCCUGCUCAGCUCCCAGACCCUGGCUGUGCCCACAGGAGUGACCCUCGAUGUCCAUGUCAUGUCCAAUGGCUCCAGCACUUCCCAGCACUCCUCCACAGCCAUGGAGCAUCUCCCUGCAGCCACCAGGGAGGCCUCCAGCCUGGCUGAGAUGAUGACAAUGGGCAAACCUGGCUCCACAGAGCCAAAACCCCCUGCAUCCCCCCCCUUUCCCACACAGCCUGUGCUCGUGCUGCCCUUGCAAUUCCGGCUGCUGGGAGUCACGUACACCCCGGCUCUGGGCAGCAGGAAUUCGGAGAGCUACCGGCAGCUGGAGGAAGAUGUGAGACUGAUGCUAAACCAGUUGCUGUCCAGCUACAAGAGCUUCCUGCAAGCAAAUGUCCUCGAGUUCAUGAAUGGCUCAGUGGUGGUGCGAGGGGAGGUUCUGUUCCAGGGGGAUGCUCCUGCUCCCACCAACUCCCACCUCAUCCGGACACUCCUCACAGAGGCAAGCAAGGGAAGGAGCAUCUUCAGCUGGCAGCUGGAGCCCCACUCUAUCCAGUCUGGUGGUUUUAGCCUGGAGAACUUGGAGCCGGAGAAGCUGUCCAUCUCCCUCACUGGCUCCCAGCUUGGGACGAGCAGGGAGGAUCUUCUGGAGUGGCUGGUCAGGGAGGUGAUUUCAUCUGUCAGUGCCCUCUACCACGUGAGGAACUUCACCAUCUCCCAGCUCAGGACACUCAGUGGGAACACAGAGAUCGCUGGAGACCUCUACCUAGACACAGUUGUCCAUGCUGAUGCUGCAGAGGUUCUGGAAGCCCUGACUGUGCUCUCAGACCUCGCCACAGACCUGACAUCCCUCUCGGUGGAGGGGUACAAGAUUGGUCUGCGCGUGUACCCCAUCUCCUUCCUCGUCACCAACAGACACUUCAGCCAGAAGCUUCAGGAUCCACUCUCUGAGGAGCACCACAAUCUCUCCAGGCACCUUGGUGAUGUGGUGACAAGAGCCCUGAGGGACUACCCAACCUUGCUGAAAGUGAUCAUAAAAGAAUUCCUAGGACACCCUGGACCCCCCCUCACGCCAGCAGGGCUUCCCAGCCUACGGCAUCGCCCUCAUGGUCAUCGGCGGCCUCUGCAUCAUCACCGCGCCCGUCGUGCUCGUGUGCCUGGGGGCCAAGAGGCUGGGCUGGCAGAAUGGAAGAGACCCUGAGGUGGGGAUCCAGACGUUGGAAAUGGAUAACCAGGGGUUCUGGGCAGAGGACUCUGAGGAUGGCCACUUUGAGUGGCAAAACACUUCUGCCUGAGGAGAGAAGCAGCAACUGGGGGGAGCUUGGAGAGGGGCUGUACAUGGGAAGGAGAUGCUGAGAAGCUCUCCCUGAUCAUGUGGCAGCAGCUGCCAAAAGCUCCCUGAGCAGAAUGCAGACUCAGGUGUGUAAUGGAACAAUUUUGUAUCUUAAAUAAACGUUUGUAGACCGUGAAA
Molecule: messenger RNA, 3651 nt
Organism: Prinia subflava (tawny-flanked prinia)
Lineage: Eukaryota; Metazoa; Chordata; Aves; Passeriformes; Cisticolidae
Product: nascent polypeptide-associated complex subunit alpha, muscle-specific form-like
Exons: 11
Coding region: 592-3381 (929 amino acids)
Biological process (GO): visual perception
Molecular function (GO): heparin binding; hyaluronic acid binding
Source: RefSeq, a predicted model, not a curated record